Molecule: messenger RNA, 2577 nt
Organism: Bursaphelenchus okinawaensis
Lineage: Eukaryota; Metazoa; Nematoda; Chromadorea; Rhabditida; Aphelenchoididae
Source: the annotation of a GenBank genome assembly
AUGGAUGUUCCGGCACAAUCAGUCCAGCGCACGGUCCGGCCUGAGGUCAAGCAAGAGGACUGCAACGUCGAGGUGGAGCUGGACGUGAGCGGAGACACGGCCGACGAUGUUGUUGUCACUUCAACGCAGGAAGCGAGCUCGUCUUUUGAGCAGCCGCGAGUCAAACGGUUGAGACGUUACCCAGCCAGAUACCUACAAGAUAAUGUGGAAUACCACGAUGAUAACUACGAUCUUGAGAUGGAAUUGGAUCACGAGGUGCGGAUGAUCAGCAGAGAAGGACCUCCACAGCCCCAGAAACCGUCAGUAUUGUUUGGAGUUGGAUUUUUUAUUUUUAGUGUACAAAAGUAUCAAGUUGAGCGAUAUCUUUGGUUGAUUGUAUGUUUUUUGGAUUUUAAAUAAUUAAUUUCAGGUAUAUUCGUUCUAAAACCGAAUACGGCGAUUAUGGGCUGGUCGAGUUUAAAUUUGAUUCAUCACAAAGAAAGCGUCACGUAAGUUUUAUAUUUUUUAUGAGUUUUUGGUUUUUAGAGUUUUACGAGGGCUUUUUAUAGCAAAUCUUAUACAUCAAUAUCUUUUGGGGAAAGGAAGUUUUAUUUUUUAUUAAUGAGAAUUUAAUCGCGUAUUUUACAUAUAUUUUCACUUUUGGGAGUAAUGCUAAUCUUAAUUUUUUUAAACUAUGUUAUACUUUUUUUAAUUAUGUUUUCAUUUGAAAUCUAAAAAAAGAUAUAGUUUUUUUACAAAAACAAUACCUUUAGGUUAUCGUUCACAACUCAGUCAAGUACCCAGGUCGCUCGUCCGAAUGGUACUUUGCGCGGAAGAACGCGACGACGUUGAAUGAAACCUACAGAUGUGUACAAUGUCGUCGUUAUCGAGAAGAGGUCAAGAGAGGAGUCAGACAAGAUGAAUAUAACAAUAGAGCCGAAGCUAGGAUCAUCGUUCAUCGCGACAGAUUCUUAACGGAUCCGGAUGAGCCUUUGGGAGAUCAUAUUUGUGACUUUGCGAAUAAUGAAAGAACAUUGAUGUAUCAGGUUUGGACAAAGCGAGCGUUAUCCAAGGCCAACUCGGAGUUGAGAUUGAAUCCAGCCAAGCCGAAGACCAAGUUCAAGGAUCUGGUGGAUGAUAUCAAGCACGGAAAUGAUUAUGGUAAGGUGUUUAUUUAUAAAAAUGUUCAAAAAAGAGUUUGUAAUAUUUAAAAGUAUAUUUUAAACGAAAAUAUGGGCGUUAUAAUAUAUAAAGAAAUGUUAUAUUGAGCAUGAAUACAUUAAAGUAUUUUGUAAUAACGUAAAAUUUAUUUUUUUUUGUUUAAAGCGAGAAGAAGGUUAUAAGAGUUUCUAAAUUAACUAUUUUCAGCUCAUUUGCCUCAAGAAGUACGAGAAAAGAUUGUCCACGAACUUAUGAACUCUGGCAAGGGUUUCGACUCAAGGAGAAGAUCGUUCGCUCGCAACAAUCGUCUAGCCCACGAGAACAUGGCCAAGAAGGAAGAGCUGAUGUACGGCGAUGAACAGGUGAUGCAGUUUUGUUGCGGAAUGCCCAGGUGCGACGCCCGGUUCGACACAGCCGAUGAGCGAGCUCGCCACAGGAACAGCGAACAUCCUGGUGUUUUGUUUAUUGACAGCAACGAAGAACUCAAAAAUUAUCCGUAUGUUUCUUUUUCCGCCAUUUUUGUACCUAAAAUGUGCUUUUUGAUGUUGUCAUCACGUUUUAAAACGUGGUGUCCACAAAAAACGCGAUUGUUUUUGUUUUUGUGGACAAUAGCUAAGGCGUCAGAGAUUAAGGGUUAAAAAUAUGAAUAUAAGAUCUAGUAGAACGAUCUUUUGUAGUAAAUAGUUGUUCUUAUAGGUAGCAUUGAACUUCUUUGAUGUUUUAAAUGUGGUUUUACAAGAAAAAGUUAAAAAUAUUGACUUUAGGGUGUAAAGUUGACAUUUUUUGCACUUUUUAACUUUUUUGUUUAUUGUUUAGAUGUCUAAAAACAAAAAAUGUUAAAAAAAGUAGCGUUGAAGUAUAUGUUGUAUUUUAUGAAUUAAAACCUAAUUUUCAGAGAAAUUGCAAGAAUGGGUGGACACAAUGUUAUACAAGGUGAUGAGAUUCUGGUAGCUGAUGAACAAGAAAUUGUUUCUGAAAGACCGUACAGACAAAGGGACAUUGAUGUGGGACAGUACGAGAUCAUUCAUGGAGAACAUGGCGAGGAAUUGAACGAGGAUCAGCAAAGAUACCUGGAACAGGUUGAUUUUCAUUUAUCGGUAAGGCAGUUUUCAAGUUUUGACAUUUUAAGGCAAUAUUAGGUAACAAUUGAUAUAAUUUACCUGAAAGCAAAUUGGAUUAUCAUUUUUUAAUAUUUUUUGUAAUUUAAACUUAAAAUAUUUGACCAUUCUAUUCCAGAGCAUCAAACAACAUGCCAUUGACAUUCUGAACGAGCCAGUUCGUCGAGAACAGGCCCUGGAACAACUCAACUCUUUAUUAACUGUUUUUGAAGAUUUGGUCGCUGCUCCAGUUCAGAAUCCUCCGAAUUCUGUGGCAGAAGUCUCCACUUCAAGCCUUAAUGAAGAAAAACCGGCUGUCACUGUGUCAUCCAGCGAGUAA